AUGGACUAAUCUUAACAUAAGCAUCAUCCGUCUGGGAACUAGCUGAGGGCCUCUCUUUCCCCCAAAUUUAAUCAGACGAGAUUGCCUUCAAACACUGCUAGACCUCCAUCAGGAUCAUUAGGCUCUAUUAAUCAUCCUCAGUCUACUAAAAAUAAGAAUACCAAGGCUAUUUCAAUAGGAUAAUCACAUGGCUUUUCAAUGAAAAAGGUUUCGAUUUAGCAUUAGUCUGCCAAAGAUCUUGAGGCCUAAAUGGCUUCUUACGCUAAAAAAUCGUAAAAUCAGAUUGAAGAACAAACUGAAGUUAAUAACCUAAUUAAGAAGCAGGCAGUAAAAACUAAUUAUAAGCAAUAUCUAACUAGUUUCAAUGAGAAUGGAAAAUAAGAGAAUGAAAGGAAGGUAGAGUAAAGCCAAUUAUUGCAUAAAAUGAGAGAGUAAAACAAAAGAUAUGAAUCUUGCAACAAUAACAACAUUAGCCAAUCAUUUAAUUAGUCGAGAUUACUCAAUGACUCACAGACAGCACACAAAAACAAUAACUAAUAAAGAAUGAAUAUACAGUAACAGCAACUUAUGGAUACAAGUGAAUAAUUAAACUAGCCCUGCGGAUUUGUUCAAGAGUAGGAGUUAUAAAAAAACGCAAUCAAGUAAAAACAUAAAAACGAGUAACCGAAAACUCUUGAGUUUCAUCAAAAUAUCCUGUUUAAAUCGAUUAAUCACAAUAUAGCCAGAAACUCCCUAAACUCAGAAUUAUAGAAACUUACCAGUGCUGGAGAAAAAAGUAAAAAUACUAUUGCUUCCAAUAACAAGAUCGAUGAUAUUCAAAAAUAAGCUUCUGAUCUAUUUGGGCAGAAAUAGGCACCUUUUGAUGAUUAAAACGAAAAGUAGCCUAAGGUGAAAUAUGUCACAGAUAACAAUGAAUUUAUGCAUCAACCAUAGACAACAGAAAAAAGAAGUCUAUCUGAAAACCCAAAGAUAGAUCAAUAAUUGCAAAGUUCAUCUAUUAUGAGAGAAAUUCAAUAAACGAUGGUGUAAUCCAAGUAUAACUAUUAUCAAGCUUUGGUUGUAAAUAAAAAGUAAAAAAAUAAAUUGACUUAAGCCAAAUGUCAAUCAGCCCGAGCCGGAUCAAGGCAUAGCUAAGGACUUGUCAAGGACUUGAAUAAAUAGGCUUCUCAACUAUCUCUGUAAACUAUUCUCCCAAAUCACGAACCACCCAAAUGCUCUAAUAAAAGAACCGGCGUUAUUAGAGCAUAUGCAGCAAGCACAAAUUAAGGCAUUUACAGACAAUAUAAUGAAGACAGAGUAUCUAUUAUCUUAAAUGUGGCGAGACCAGCAAAUAAAAUGGGUUUGAAUGGCCAGCCAGACAACCCAUUGAGGUGGCCAAAGUGUUCUUUCUUUGGUGUAUAUGAUGGUCACGGAGGAGCUCUUUGUGCCGACUUUCUGAGAGAUAACCUUCAUCAGUAUAUUUUUAGAGAUGAAUUUUUCCCAUAAAAUCCAAGAGAAGCUAUCAAACGCGGGUUCAUUGAAGCAGAAAGAUUUUUCCUUGAAUAUGCUUAAUAAGUAAAUCUAACUGAAAAUUAUUAAGAACCAACUGUAGAUAUAAUUGAUAAAAGUGGUUCAUGCGCGAUUAUCACACUUGUGGUAGACGAUAUGGUUUAUGUUGCUAAUGUUGGCGACUCUAGAGCUAUACUGUCGGCAAAUAAUGGUUAAAAGAUUUACUGUCUAUCUAAAGAUCAUAAACCCAAUGAUCCAUGUGAAGAAAAAAGAAUAGUAUAAAAUGGUGGAAAACUUUAUUAAACACCUAUCCCUGUAAAAAUCCCUUUGCUUAAUGGAGGUACUAUUAUUAGUAAAAACACUCCAUUGCCAUAGCAAUAAAUGGGCCCUCAAAGAGUGUUUCCUGGAAGGCUCUCUGUUUCAAGAACUUUUGGUGAUAUUGAAGCAAAAUUAAGGCAGUAUGGAGGAUUACCAGGAGUGAUAUCAGCUGAACCAGAAAUCAGAUAGUUCAAAGUAAUUGAUUUAGUCUGGGACGAUGCUAACUAAAAGAUUGAACAGUGCUCAGACACCCAGCAACACUAAAAUACUUUAGAUCCUCACAAGGAAUGCUCCACGGCUGUAGACUUAAUAUUGGCAGAGUCAGUUAAAAAGAAGACUUUGGAUAAUAUCACAGUUGUCAUGAUUUCAUUUACCAACUUUAAGAAACAAUAAAUAAACUCUCAUAGAGAGAGGUAAGACUCUCAGCUAUUGACAGAACGAGAUGUGAAUAAUCGCAUUGAGUUCAAAGAGCAUCCGAGGUAAGUUAUGACUGAAGCAUAAAGUGCAGCUACUUCAAGACAUCAGAGUGAGGACAGUCAAAAAUCAAAGACAACAAUGAGUCCAACUUCAAUGAGUUAGAGUACUAACAAACACUACUUUGUCCUUUCCAAGAGUAGACUUUAAAACAAACAAAUUGGGGGCUCUAGUGAAAGUGAUGUAACAUCUUAGCAAACCUCUGCAUAGUAAAAUAGCACUAUUACAGCAAAUAACCUUCCAACCAAUAAUGAAGCAAGUAAAAUGCAGUUAAAUAAAGUACUGUAAAAAUAUGAAGGAAAAGUUAGCAUGAAUCCAAGUAAUAACACCAAUAAUCCCUAGGCAAUAAAUGAACUCAAGAAGAAAACUUUGCUUUUCAAAAAGUCGAUUGACGAAUAAAAAUAGAAAAAUCUUUAUCAAAUACUGAAGCAAAAGCAAUUGGUGGAUAACGCCAAUGGCAAUGCAAAGCAUUUGGAAAAUAACUUAUUUACAAAAGAGACUAAAGUUAAAACUCUGUAGCUCAAGAACUAUCCUUUGAUAGGUUCAGCUAGAAGCACAGGUAGCUAUAAUAGUAAUAAAGAGUACGAGAAGUAGAACACUCCCAAGAAUGCUACCUCUAAGACACCGAGGGAAGGCUAAAUGAGCAGCCCUGAUAAAAAGAGAGCAUCAAAUUAAAAUUCAGACUAUAAGAUUGGUGGAGGGAACUUCAUUUAUGUUGAACCGCUGAAAGAUGAACAACUCUAAUAAAAUUAAAGUCCUUAUGUCGUCAGAAACUCUAUGACGCUUAGACCACAGAUUAAGCCAGGCACAAAGUAUCUUAGACAGUCUUCAGACAAGAGCUUAGCCAAAACAUUGAAAAUAAACGAAAGGUUUUAAACAGACAAUUUCGCAUAGUAAUCUACAGCUUCUAUGGUGUCAAGGCCAAUAAUAGGAGUAGGGAGUUCAGAAAGUAGAUAUGUAAAGUAAAACCUAGCAAAUAAUCAUACUAGUAAUAAUAAUAACUAACAGCACUACUAAUAUAACAUUCAUUAGUGA
Molecule: messenger RNA, 3315 nt
Organism: Stylonychia lemnae
Lineage: Eukaryota; Ciliophora; Spirotrichea; Sporadotrichida; Oxytrichidae
Source: the annotation of a GenBank genome assembly